Messenger RNA from Rotaria socialis, 330 nucleotides. NCBI's taxonomy places the organism in Eukaryota, Metazoa, Rotifera, Eurotatoria, Philodinida, Philodinidae. The record is from the annotation of a GenBank genome assembly.
AUGAAUCGAAUAUUAAUAAAACUUCUUGCUCAAGGUGAAACUAAAUUUAUUCAACAAGAAGUGGAACCAGGAAAAACAUUUAAUUUUGAAAGAGAUAAAAGUGGACAUCCAGUAACUUAUGUUCACGUCAAAAAUCAUAUAAAAGGUCAAUAUUCUCAAGAAUCUACUGAAUUAUUAACUAUUUUCACAGUUGAAAUGAGUCAAAAAUUACUUGAAACAGGAAUUGAAGCAGCAACAGUUGUUUUAUAUUUAGAAAGAUUUUCUAUGAAAAACAUUGGCUAUCAAUUGAUUAAAUUUUUUAUUAAUUUAUUUGAAAAUCGUUAUCGGUAA